GGGGGCGGACGGGGCGGACCGGAGCCGCGCCGAGCCCAGCCAGGCCCUGCUCUCCCUGCGAUGCCCAGCCACCCCCGCCAGACCCUCACCCCCCUGCGUUAGGUGCUGAAGGCCGCGGACGCCCGGCGCUGCGCACAUCAAGGUGGUUGGUGAGCCUGGACAGCAGUGGAUGAGCGCUGGGCACUGGCCUAGCCACGCACUCACACCGGCACCAUGGACUUCGUCAUGAAGCAAGCGCUGGGCGGGGCUACCAAGGACAUGGGGAAGAUGCUGGGGGGUGAGGAGGAGAAGGACCCUGAUGCGCAGAAGAAGGAAGAGGAGAGGCAGGAAGCCCUGCGCCAGCAGGAGGAGGAGCGGAAAGCCAAGCACGCCCGCAUGGAAGCUGAGAGGGAGAAAGUCCGGCAGCAGAUCCGUGACAAGUAUGGGCUGAAGAAGAAGGAGGAGAAGGAGGCAGAGGAGAAAGCCGCUCUGGAGCAGCCUUGUGAGGGCAGCCUGACACGCCCCAAGAAGGCGAUCCCAGCGGGCUGCGGGGACGAGGACGAGGAAGAGGAGGAGAGCAUCCUGGACACAGUCCUCAAGUACCUGCCCGGCCCACUGCAGGAUAUGUUCAAGAAGUAACAGCACCACCAACCCUGCCAUGGGGUACUGGGGCACGGGCGCCCUCUCCCCUCUGACCCCGCCAUUAGCUCCCUUGGCCCCGAGGGGGGUCCCCGCACCCCUUCCCCACCCCGUCCUGUCCUUUCCCCCGACCAGACCAAAAACCCGCCCCGUCCCGUCCAGGCAGGGCCCCCCCCACCAUGCCGUGCCAAAGGGGAGCGGCCCUGGCCGGACAGGGCGAACCGGGACCAAAUGCACUGAUGUAACCUCGUGGCAGGCUGGGGGCACCCCAGACCCUACCGGCCCCCCCGGGGUGGCUCCCCGUGCCCCCUGCCCUGCCCUUCCUGCCCUCCCAGGGGACCCCGGCAGGCCUCUGCUCGCCUGCCCUCGUCCCCAGCACUGCCAUCCCCCUGCCCCGUCCCGCCCUGGGCCAAGCCCAAAGCACAAAGCCAGGCGCCCUGCCCGCAGUUCCCCCCCAGCCCCGGUCCCUGGGGUCCCCCGGGGCUGCCCGGUGUGCCCCAGCAUCGGGGAGUUGGAGGGGACCCCCCCCCCCCCCCCCUCCCCGCAUUUCUGGCCCCAUAGUUAAAGCCAUAUCAGUUAGACUGCAAUACUUCAGCACCGGGAGGAGCGGGCGCCGCGCUCCACCGACCGUGUACAAAGGCGCGUGCGGGGCAGGGACCACCCCUGCCCCGUCCCCCCCGCCCCGUCCCCGCCGUCCCCACCGCUCGAUCGUCCGUGUCUCGGCCCCGCUGGCCCCCGUUUUCGCAUCAGUGUCUCUGUGCCAGGGUGCGCCUCGUCGCUCCAUGCGUCCUCGUGUCCGCUGCUCACGCUCCUACACGCCCCCUGCCCCCCUGAGUCCCUGCUGUCCCCGGGCCCACCCGCGGCGCUGAGCGGAGAGCCCCCCCGCCACGCUGCCGGGGGCCCCGCUCUGCAAUAAAGCCAGCGCGGGGCCGCGGGCUGCCGGGCCAGGCUGGGAGUGCCCAGCUGCCCCCCCCCCCCGACACUGGACACAUGGGUCCCUUGGGCCUGGGAAGGAUCCUGGGCAUGUCCCAGGAGCCGCUGCUUGCACCCCAAUGGGGGGAUGCAGGGGCACGCCCUCACCCCGGCCCGUCCCUUGCCACACCGUGCUCCCCCCUCCCUGUGCUUCCUCUGCCACAGCCCCCAGCUGCUCACCAGGGCUGUCCCCAGGAGGCAGCGGGUGGCUCAGGGCCCCGCAAACAUGCUGUGACCAUCCUGCUCGAACUAGUCUUUGACAAACUAAUAAAAUAAAGGGAUUUGUACAUUG
Apus apus (common swift) is the source of this 1882-nucleotide messenger RNA. It is a transcript of the gene CPLX2, whose product is annotated as complexin 2. The transcript has 5 exons. Gene Ontology annotation, molecular function: syntaxin binding. The record is from RefSeq and is a predicted model, not a curated record. Gene Ontology annotation, cellular component: terminal bouton; SNARE complex. The coding region runs from base 214 to 618 and encodes 134 amino acids. Lineage: Eukaryota; Metazoa; Chordata; Aves; Apodiformes; Apodidae. Gene Ontology annotation, biological process: neurotransmitter transport; synaptic vesicle exocytosis; regulation of neurotransmitter secretion.